Messenger RNA from Fonsecaea monophora, 2178 nucleotides. RefSeq lists its product as hypothetical. Lineage: Eukaryota; Fungi; Ascomycota; Eurotiomycetes; Chaetothyriales; Herpotrichiellaceae. Gene Ontology annotation, biological process: epoxide metabolic process. The record is from RefSeq and is a predicted model, not a curated record. Bases 1 to 2178 code for a protein of 725 amino acids. Gene Ontology annotation, molecular function: epoxide hydrolase activity. The transcript is spliced from 3 exons.
AUGGGAAUCUCGCCCUUUAGAAUCGACAUUACCAAACAAGAAGUCGAACGACUACAAAGGAAGUUGCAAGACACGAGGAUUCCAAAAACACCCAUUGUUCCUGGGGCUGGUAGCGACUAUGGUCCUCCGAUUGAAUGGUUCCAGCGUCUCACCAACAAAUGGCGAGACGAGUUUGACUGGUUUUCUAUACAAGAACAUCUGAACCGACAUGACCACUUUCUCGCUGACAUUGACGAUGAGAAUUCCCAGCUGCGAAUACAUUUUACGCAUAUCAAGUCGAGAAGAACCGAUGCAAUCCCUCUUAUCUUGGUCCAUGGUUGGCCCGGCUCAUGGCACGAGUUCGACCGUGUGGUUGACGCCUUUGCCUAUCCCGAGAACGUUUCGGACCCGGCAUUCCACGUCGUGGUGCCGAGCCUACCUGGAUUCUGUUGGUCUUCUGCACCCCCUCGGCGGGGCUGGACGAUGCAAGACACGGCGCGGGUCUUCAAUAAACUGAUGAUCCGGCUUGGUUAUACGCAUUACGUUGUGCAAGCGGGUGAUUGGGGAUCGUUUGUGGCCCGCGAAAUGGGUGUCAAGUUCCCAGAGUGCAAAGCAGUCCAUCUAAACUUCUGUCCGGUCGAGCUGGAUGACAGUAUCACAGACCUUACACCCCGUGAGGUGAAAAUCAAACAACGCUGCCAAGAUUGGUUGGAUAACCAUCUCGGGUAUGCUGUUUGUAUGCGGACCCGUCCACAAACCAUUGGUGUCGCGCUGAGUGAUAACCCGGUCGGAAUACUCGCCUGGGUCGGGGAGAAAUAUCUGGAGGCGGUGGCUCCCGCAAAGGUUGAGUCUCCAGACCCAAUAUGGGACCAGGCAAUUCUCACCACAUGCUCUCUGUAUUAUUUCACAGACUGUAUCAUGUCUUCGAGUCUACCAUAUUUCGAAGGUGUCAAGCAUGCAGAUUUUGGCAACUUCUUCCUGAAGCAAGAGAAUUAUAUCGGGGUGCCUAUGGGAUACACCAGCUUCCUCUAUGACACAAGGCCAGGGACCGAGAGAAGCGUGAGGAAGACGGGACGACUCGUGUUCUACAAUGACGGCGCGCUGGAUGCGUCAGACUCGAGCCUGAACGCCAAGAAUGGCAAAAUCACCUGUAUCUACUUUGACAAAUCCGGCCGCUUUAACGCCGAGCACAGGCAACUCACCAAGGCCGAGAUUGGAGAGCAGUUCGAACUCCGUCACCGAGACCUCCGGGACAUUGACCUCAAAUCCGAGGCGGUGACGCGCAUCUUGGUCAGGCCAACCACCAUCCUGCUGCAAUUCUUCCAGCUGUGCAUGAUCAUCCAGGCGGACGAGGCACUCCUGAUCUACAAUCAGCCGCAAACCAGCGGUGACAGCGACAACGACGACAGUAACGGCGCUGAUGACUCCUCCCCGCGGAAAGACGACAGUGAGUUCUACCACGAAUUCGAAAAGCGCAUGUCGGGCCCGACGAUCGAGACGGCCGACGUGCCGGAACUGCCGUACGAGCUGCGCGCCGUAGAGGCGGCGCUGGUGGCGGUGCUCUCGGUGCUGCGACGCGACCUCAUCGACGCGCGGCACAAGGCAGAAGAAUCGGCGGCGAGCCUGCGACUCGACUCGGGCCUGGCGGCGGUGGGGCUGAACCUGGUCUUCGACCGGACGCGGCGACUGAGCAAGAUCGAGCAGAAGGCGCGGCUGGUGCGGGACACGAUCCGCGAGGUGCUGGACACGGACGAGGACCUGGCGGGCAUGUACCUCUCGGACCGGGUGGCGGGGCGGCCGCACGCGAUAGCCGACCACCAGGAGGCCGAGUACAUGCUGGAGGCGUACCACAAGGCGGCCGACACGCUGGUCGAGUCUGCGCAGGCGGCCGUCGACGUCCUGCGCAGAAAGGAGAACACGUUCCGCUCGUCACUGGCCGUCCAGCGCAACCAGAUCAUGUUCCUCGAGGCCCGCAUCGCCAUCCACACCCUCGGUCUCGCCGCCGGCACCAUGGCCGCCGGUCUCUUCGGCAUGAACCUCCUCAACUACCUCGAGGACGCGCCCCAUGGCUUCUUCUACGUCGCGGGCGCCUGCGUCGUCCUCAGCGCCCUGUUCUCCAUGCACGGCAUGCGGAGUCUGAGGAGGAUCCAGACCCUCAAGGGCAUCCAGCGGUCUAGGGCUGGAGGACGUCGGUUUUAG